Adineta steineri is the source of this 1830-nucleotide messenger RNA. Lineage: Eukaryota; Metazoa; Rotifera; Eurotatoria; Adinetida; Adinetidae. The record is from the annotation of a GenBank genome assembly.
AUGGAAGAAACGUCUGAUAUGAACGCAUCCCAAUCUGACGAUGAAUCAUCUGAUUACAAAAGAAAACUUGGUAUCGUAGAUAUUACUUAUGGUAACCAUAAAAUCGAUAUGUCCUCCUGUUCACAAUCAUUUGGUAACGUAAAAAGUUUUAAAACACCUCCAGGCAUAGAAACAGAAGCUGUAUCAAACAUUCACAACAGUGAAUCCGCAACCACAGAUAAAACUUAUAAUGAUAUCAAAGUUCAAGCAAAUCGUGAUUUACCAAACGAUGUUCCGGUGGACUGGACAUCUAUAAAUACACAAGUAGGAAAUGCUGGUGGUCAGGGUGAAGUACGCAAAAUAUUCUAUAAAAAUGAUUCAACGAAAGCGGCAGUAAUAAAAAUUUAUUCACAUGACAUCAAAACAAAAAAAACUAACGAAGCACAAAAUGACUAUUUGAAAGAACGAAAAAUGCGCGCUCAUCGAGAAUUAGUCGCUUUAAAAGCACUACAAGGUGUCAAAAAUGUUACUGAAUUAACGCAAUAUACAAAUGAUUAUUCAAAUAUACCUAACGAAAUGGAAGAUGCUAUAACUGCAGAUAAAACUUUUUGGAUUAUUAUGAACUAUAUUAAUGGAGAAACUUUAGAAACGUUUAUGGAGAAAUAUAAAGAUAUAAACUUGCUGAAUGCUGUUAAAUUAACUCAAAAAUUGCUUUUCAUAAUCAAAGGUAUUCAUAGCAGAGGUGUUAUACAUCGUGAUAUAAAACCAAGCAAUUUAUUAUUUAUCUGUAAACCAAAUGUAUCAAUUGAAAAAGGUGAAAUUCAUGUUAUUGAUUUUGGACUGUCGUAUAUUGAAACUCGUGAAGAUGAUGUUGGCUGCUCUUCUUUCAAAGAAAAAGAAAUAUAUAGACGAACACAUCUGGGUAACACUAUAGGUAACAUUUUUUUCCGUGUUCCACAGCUCAAUGCACCGGUGUUCAAGGACAAGACACAUAAAGAACGAAAUGUGCUGAUACAUGUUCGUCGUAGUCCAACAAUUGAUGCUUCAAGUGUUUGUGCAAUUUUAUUUUGGUUGUUAACUGGCAUUGAACCAGGACCUAAGCAUCGCAAUAAUGAAAAGAAAGCACCACAUCAAGUUGAAAAUGCUUCCACGAUAAUUAUGCUAAAAAUAAAUGAAGCUGCCAAACAAACAGGCGUUGCACAGGAAUUAGUAUCUGGAUUAACAAACCAAUUAAAAAAUUAUGUUAUGACAACCUUUGACAAAGGUUUUGAAUAUGCGGAGUAUCAAUGGACGGUUGAACAGUUAGAAUAUCGUUUAAAAGCAAUUAUUUACAUUCUCGAACAAACUCCUAUUCCAUUUCAUCAACAACUCAGUAAUGCGACGAAAAGUUUACUUGCACUUGAACCAACUACACUUCGUUCCAAUCAAAAUUCAAUCAACAUGAUAUUUAAUAAAGCAUCAGUUGCAUUUGAAUCUGCCAAAGCAAACUUUAUCGACCAACAUCCAUCAUGUUCGUGGAACGAUGGUCAUUGUCAUUGGUUGGAAUAUCGACAAGAUAUGUGUGAACGUAAAAAUUUUGAUUUAUUAUCUUAUCAACGAAAUAUACAAAAUUGGAGAUUGAUACUUAUUUGCUCUGCUCAUAUUAAUCAAAAUGGAAAGAUAACUACAUUAACCAUUGCUACUGAUUCGAAUGGUGUCUAUAUCGAAUUACCACUAGGUCAAUACACUCAAGAGGAAUUAGACAAUUUAAAUAUUCAACUCGAAUUUGAAAAAGAAUUAAUUAGUCUUUUACAAGUUAUAUGCAAACCAGGGCAUACAUCAAACACUGGAUCUGUACCUUUAACAAAUUAA